Lates calcarifer (barramundi perch) is the source of this 825-nucleotide messenger RNA. RefSeq names its product helix-loop-helix protein 2-like. Gene Ontology annotation, molecular function: DNA-binding transcription factor activity, RNA polymerase II-specific; protein dimerization activity; RNA polymerase II cis-regulatory region sequence-specific DNA binding. The record is from RefSeq and is a predicted model, not a curated record. Lineage: Eukaryota; Metazoa; Chordata; Actinopteri; Centropomidae. Gene Ontology annotation, biological process: regulation of transcription by RNA polymerase II.
CGCUUUUCUCCAGGACAUUUGCAGCGUGAGGAAAGGAGCAUGAUGCUCAGUCCUAACCAGCCCGAGCUGCUCUGGGAACAAACGGACACAGAGACCCUCCUGGACGAUGUUCAGUGUGGGGCCUCGGACGGAGAUGGCAAGGCGCAUUCCGCGCACGUGCCCAUCCUCAGCAGGGAGGAGAAGAGGCGGAGGAGGCGCGCUACAGCUAAGUAUCGAUCCGCGCACGCUACCAGGGAACGCAUCCGCGUAGUGGCCUUCAACGUGGCAUUUACAGAGCUGAGAAAACUGCUCCCAACGAUCCCACCGGACAAAAAGUUAUCCAAGAUAGAGAUCCUACGACUCGCAAUUUGUUACAUCUCCUACCUCAACCACGUGCUGGAUGUUUAGGCUGUAACGUGCGGCUCACCUGGAGGAAGCACUGAGGCAGGAUGUUUGUAACCAGCCACGACAGCUGAAUGAUUUCCGGAAGCAACGACAACGGAUAUUGAUAAAAACUUUGACGAAAUACCCCGUGUGUGGGUGGGUUAUAUUAAACUAAUGGAGUUGCCCCAAACACUACAGACAAACUGUAGCCUACUGUGCAUCAUCGCAUUGUUAUGGGAAUAUAACAUUGACUUUUGACCAAGAGCUGCGGGACUGCCGUAAGCUUUGAUUUCAUCAAAAGGAUGGAAAGAAUAUAAAUGUUUCUGAGAGCUGCUGUGUGAUAUUUGUGUAGCCAAACUACUACUAACACUACAAUGCUUGACCUUAUAUGCCUUGUCUUUAGUCUGGCCUCUCUGUUGUGACUUUGAUUCCUGUUUGCACCUAUUUGUUAAUAUAUUCAUU